Molecule: messenger RNA, 1845 nt
Organism: Puma concolor (puma)
Lineage: Eukaryota; Metazoa; Chordata; Mammalia; Carnivora; Felidae
Source: RefSeq, a predicted model, not a curated record
AUGGAUCGGACAGCGGGCAAGGACCUCGCCCUGGCGCCGCUGCAGGACUGGGGCGAGGAGACCGAGGAAGGAGCGGUGUUCAGCGUGUCCUUACGUCGGCAGCUCAGUCAGCGCUCGAGCCCGAGGGAAGGGCCUGGGCGCAGCCAGGCCUCCAGCCCCGCUGCGGACGCCUUCCUCCAUUACCGCACGAGCAAGGUGCGGGCGCUGAGGGCCGCGAGGCUGGAGCGGCUGGUGGGGGAAUUGGUGUCUGGAGACCACGAGCAGGACCCGGGCUUCGUGCCUGCCUUCCUGGCCACCCACAGGGCCUUUGUAUCCACUGCCCGUGUGCUGGGCCUUCUCCUGCCACCACCGCCACCGCCCCUGCCUCCAGGGACAGAGAUCAAGGAGACAGAGGCAGGAGGUCUGCCCGUCAACAAGAACUUAAGGGCUGUGGUGUCCGUGCUGGGCUCCUGGCUGCGGGAUCACCCUCAGGAUUUCCGGGCUCCCCCUGCCCACUCGGACCUAGGCAGCGUCUGCACCUUUCUGGGCUGGGCGGCCCCAGCAGGGCCCGAGGCCUGGGAGGCAGAGAAGCUACUGGGAGAUUUCCUGGAAGAGGACGAGCGAAAGCAGGAAGACGAGGAGCAGCCUGAGGCGUGGACAGGUGAGGAGUGGAUCGUAGCUGGGGGUCAGGCUUGGGGUGUGACCAGCGCCCCCGCCCCGCCCGUCCAGCGCUGCCGCGAACUGCGGAACUUCUCCUCCCUGCGCGCCAUACUGUCAGCCCUGCAGUCUAACCCCAUCUACCGCCUCAAGCGGAGCUGGGGCGCCGUUAGCCGGGAACGGUUAUCCACUUUCAGAAAACUCUCGCAGAUUUUCUCCGAUGAGAACAACCACCUCAGCAGUAGAGAGGUUCUUUCCCAGGAGGAGGCCACCGAGGGCCCCCAAGAGGAGGACCCCCUCCCAGGAAGCCCGCCCCCAAAACUGCCCCCAGGCCCUGUCCCUUACCUUGGCACCUUUCUCACGGACCUGGUUAUGCUGGACACAGCCCUGCCGGACAUGCUGGAGGGGGAUCUCAUCAACUUUGAGAAGAGGAGGAAGGAGUGGGAGAUCCUGGCCCACAUCCAGCAGCUGCAGAAGCGCUGUCGGAACUACUGCCUGAGUCCCCGCCCACCCAUCCUGGUGGCCCUGCGUGCCCAGCGCCAGCUCAGCGAGGAGCAGAGCUACCAUGUCUCCCGUGUCAUUGAGCCGCCAGCUGCCUCCUGCCCCAGCUCCCCACGCAUCCGACGGCGCCUCAGCCUCACCAAGCGCCUCAGUGCGAAGCUGUCCCGAGAGAAGGGCUCAUCCCCUGGUGGGAGUCCUGGGGACCCCUCGUCCCCCACCUCCAGUCUUUCCCCAGGGUCCCCACCAUCUAGUCCUAGAACCAGAGACCCUCCUCCUGGCAGUCCCCCGGCCUCUCCAGGGCCCCAGAGCCCCACCACCAAGCUGCCCCUGAGCCCGGACCUGGCAGGCCCCCGGCCCUUGGCUUUGCCUCUGAGCGGCUCUCACAUCUCCUUACCGGGGCAGCAGGGAUCAGAGGCUCGAGUCAUCCGCGUCAGCAUUGACAAUGACCACGGGAACCUGUAUCGGAGCAUCUUGCUCACCAGCCAGGACAAGGCCCCCAGCGUGGUGCAGCGAGCCCUGCAAAAGCACAAUGUGGCCGAGCCCUGGGCCCGUGACUACCAGCUUUUCCAAGUCCUUCCGGGGGACAGGGAGCUGCCGAUUCCUGACAACGCCAAUGUCUUCUAUGCAAUGAGUCCAGCCGCCCCUAGAGACUUUGUGCUGCGGCGGAAGGACGGGGCCCGGCACACAGCUACCAUCUCCUCGACCUGA